AUGGCGUGGUCUGCUAUAAAGCGCAGACAAUUGGAGGAUGAUUUUGGCUCCUUUGAGUUUCAGUUUCAGACCCAGAAGAGGAUAAGGUCGUCUAGGGUUUCUGAGACCCAACGGAAUGUAGCCGUUGAGGAAAAGUCGACCGUUGGUCUUCCUCUGCGCGAGGGUUUGGCUUCGUCUGCUACAAAAAAUGCCGAACAGAAUCAGAAGAUCUGGGUUUUGAUGAAAUCUGUCAGACCCAGAAGAGGAAGAGGUCUUCUAGGGUUUCUGAGACCCAACGGAAUGUAG
Messenger RNA from Prunus armeniaca (apricot), 285 nucleotides. Lineage: Eukaryota; Viridiplantae; Streptophyta; Magnoliopsida; Rosales; Rosaceae. The record is from the annotation of a GenBank genome assembly.